Molecule: messenger RNA, 1389 nt
Organism: Aspergillus vadensis CBS 113365
Lineage: Eukaryota; Fungi; Ascomycota; Eurotiomycetes; Eurotiales; Aspergillaceae
Product: arylamine N-acetyltransferase family protein
Exons: 1
Coding region: 346-1389 (347 amino acids)
Molecular function (GO): acetyltransferase activity
Source: RefSeq, a predicted model, not a curated record
GGAAAUCAAGUCCAUGAUUUCAUAGUCGUAAGUAAGGGACUCUAAUUCUUUGCCUUCUGAAAUGCCAGAUGAUGCUUUAGCCAGCAGGAAUUUAGUCAGUGGUCGAUGACAGAUCUACUACUAAGAAUGCUGGCUUCUUUUAUUUCCCAUAUCUCUUUGUUCGCGUUCCACUGAUUUAUAAGUAUCACCUGCACCCUGGAUACGUGUAGUUCGAAGCUUUCCGAAUCACCACUCACGUUGCCCACUAAUCUUUGAUCUGGAUACUCAAGAUCUUACAGCUCUGAAUAUUCCCCCAAAACUGUAUACGAUUUUGAUAUCAUCUGUGACUGGUCCGACUCACCCGCCAUGUCGUCCAACCCUGCGCCCACUGUCCUUACCCAGCUUCCGCUCGGAGAGGGUUCCCGUACUCGGUACAGCGAUGUCGAGUUACGUGAGUACUUUGAGUGCAUUAAGCUCCCACAGAAGUAUCUGGAAUCACCUGUGCUAAAAGACACCACCCAGGCCAGAACCAGAGAGCAUGGGCUGCCCUUGCUGCAGGCCCUGACACGCUACCAUACCUGUAAUGUGCCUUUUGAGAACCUCGUACUGCAUUAUUCCACACAUAAGACCGUCACACUUGACCUGUCGGAUCUCUACACCAAGAUCGUUCGCCGCCGGCUUGGCGGGCGAUGUAUGGAAAACAACACCUUUUUCGCCACCGUGCUUCGCUCCAUCGGCUAUGAGGUACGCAACUGCGGAGGUCGCGUGGCGCGGGCAAUGAGUCCCUACCCAGAGGUCCGGCGCCAUCAGAGCAACACUUAUGAGGGGUGGAACCACAUGCUCAACCUUGUUCGACUGGAUGCGGAGUGGUACGUUGUAGAUGUCGGCAUGACCAAGGGUCCCAACCUUCCUUAUCCGCUGCGUGACGGAUUCCAGACGACCAGCAUCGCCCCACGUUUGAUCCGCGUGCAGUUACGCCCUAUACCCGAGUCGUAUGCGAGGCAUUCUGCCAAUAGCACCGGACCACCGAGGAUGUGGUGCUUCGAUGUCUGCUACAACCCAGCGGAUGACGCCAAGAAAGAGUGGUUGCCAGUCUAUUGCUUCACGGAGACAGAGUUCUUGCCCCAGGACUACGAAGUCAUGUCCUGGUUCACAUCAACAAACCCGCGAUCCUGGUUCACCAGAUACAUCACCUGUACGAAAAUGAUUAUGGACGAGGAUGAGGAGGUAAUAGUGGGUAGUAUCACGUUGUUCCAGGACACGGUGAGAGAAACAAUUGGCGCCAAUACCAGGGUCAUCAAGGUGUGCCAGACAGAAGAUGAGCGUUUACAAGCGCUGGCUGAAAUCUUUAACGUGUACCUGACAGAUGAGGAGAAGAAGGGGAUUCCAGAUGAUCGGAAAUUAGCAUGA